UGUUACAACACACACUUUGUAUUAAGGACAUAGAAAUGACGGUAUUUACUUGUAGCUUUCUAAAAACAACUUAACGGCCCUCAGGAGUGCAAUGCAUAUCUAUCGCCCGGGGGAGCAUGCCUUCCUAGGAGUUUGCGUGCUGCUAUUGCUGGUGUGUGGAGCGUUUACACAGUUCCCGGCCCAAGGAACAUGGCCACGACCUCCGCUCCAACCGCCUUCGGGCCCUCCGCCUUCACCCCUAGCUCCGUCACCCUCUCCUCCUCCACACCCGCACCCGGCGCCAACUCCCCCUCCCAUCCUGCUGCCGUUGCCCACGACCCGUCCACUGCUGCCAUCGCCGUUUCCGCCUCUACCAAAGCCGCCGUCCGCACUGCCCCCCUUAGCUCCGCCGGGGUUACCCCUCCAAACCCCUCCUCCUCCACAGCCCUCCCUCGAGCCACCUGGCGUCGCGGCUCCACCGCCACAACCGGCUUUACCGUCGCCACCUCCAUCCCAGCUCAGCCAACCACCGCAAUCGCCUUUUCUGGAGGACCAAACCUCGCUGACCUUCAAGCAGCCGCCAUCUCCACCACCUGCCUCUGCCAUGUACCAACCCACAAGCCCCACGCAGCCUGACACACCCCCAUCUGCGCCACCACCACUAUCUCCCGACCCUGCCAACCCCUUUCCCUGGUUGCUGCCCCCGUCACCGGUUGGGAACGGGCUAGACACCCUGGCAGCUGGGUUGAGCGAUGGCAGCGGCAGCGCCUUGGCAGCUGAGGGAGGUGCCCAGGCGCCGCAGCCGUUCGCGUUACCACCGGCGCCGGCCGUCCAAACGGAAUUUCCAUCUCCCUCGUCCUACUCCACCCCUCUUGCCUCAGCAGCAGCUGCCAGCACUGCCGCCACUCGGUUAGCCCUCGCAGCCGGCUUGCCCGCUGCUGUCGCCCUCAUCACGUGCAUCGUCGCCGUCGGCCUGAUUGCUGCCCCGGCCCGGCGGCGGCGGAUGUGGGGACGGAAAUGCACCUCCGUCGCCCCAUGCUGCCUCUGGUGCCGUACGAAACCCAGACAGUCCGACCCAGAUCUCGAGGCCACAUCGUACUCCGCAUCAGGCCUCCGACAGGCGUCCCCUUCGACGAGUCCCCGUCUAGGCCAAACAGCUGCCGUCAGCUCUUCUGCAAGCGUAAGCGGAGGCGGUGGCGGUGGCAGUGGCGGCAACAGCCGUCGUAACAGCGGCGCCGCCGCAGGCAGUAACGGCGGUCACAGCCGCCGCAGCAGCGGUGCCAGCGGACUUGUCAGCCCCCGCAGUCAGCAUCUGCUGGCGGCUCGAGCUAGGCUGCUUAUUCGAACCGUGACGACCUUGAACCCCUUCGGUCGCGGCCUGAUCUCAACCGCCGCAGUAACGGCCUCGUCUGCCUCUGCUUCCGGCAGCCGGCCCCAGAGCCCCCAGACAUCAGGUCACGGACCCCGGGGCCCCCAAAGCAGCGAGACAGACCGCAGUGCGGUUGUGGUGGGAGGUGGUGGCGGCGGCGCAUUCCUUGACUCACCCGCGCACGUGGCCGUCAUCUUCUCUUCCGGUGUCCAGAAGGACACGUCUGGGGGCCGCGGUGAUGCAGUCAACGGCCGUAACGCUAGUAACUCCAGCCCGCGGGAGGGGGCCAGCUUGCUGACCGGCACUCGCACUCCCUCCUCCCUAAUCCGCCACAUGCACUCGUCGCCCCGUGUGAACACAGCGCCGCAAGUCGUGCUGGCGACACCAGUCCCAACACCUGCAACACCAGCAACAGCAGCAGCAGCAGCGGCGGUGGGGGGGUCACGUGCACCGCCGCUCCCACCACUGCUGCCGCCCCGCCGCAGCCGCAGCCUGGAAGCAGCCUGGCGACGCAACAGGAACGCCGCCGCCGCCGCCGCCGCCGCCGUCAAACUCGCCCGCCGGCAGGGCAGCAUCACGCACGCCGGCGACGGUGAGGGCUGUAGCAGCAGCUGCUGCGUGGAAGCGCCGGACCCCAGCUGGGCCUCGUACAAUGAUCAGAUCAACCACCCUAAAGGCACCGUACAACGGUUUUACAGCUAUGGCUGCUCGCAGCAGCAGCAGCAGCAGCAGCAGCAGCAGCAGUUGCAGCAGCCUUCUUCUGGUUCUCUCAUCACCCAUGCCCGCACGCAGGGGUACGGUCAUUUGCAUGCUGUGCCAUACACACACGCACACCCACAUGCACCGCGAAGGUCACCAACUGCGGGUGUAGCAGCGAAGCCAGCCCCGUUACUGUCCCCGGGAAUGAAGACGUCCGCUGGAUCGCGCUCAUUCCCAGCUGCAUCAGGACCCUCAGCCACGCCUGUUGCGUCCGCCGUCAAGUCGCCGUCGUACGCUUGCCGUAGCUGCGGCGGCAUUGGGCCUUUUGGUUUCGGCGCCUUGUCCUCCUCACCGCUACGAGCCGCCACCCUUGCCACCAGCGGCGGCGGUGGCGGCGGCUGCAGCAGCGGCAUCUUGCUGCUUGGCGAUGCAGAUCUAGAUGCUUCUUCCGGUUGCAUGCCGCCGCCGUACAGCCCGUACAUUGGCAGCAGAAGCCGAGGCCACAGUCGUACACCUAGCGGUGGCCGCAGCUGUAGCCACAGCCGGAGUCGCAGUCACGGCCACCACCAGCACCACCACAGCCGCAACAGCCGCGGCAGUCGCAACCACAGCCGCAGCAGUCGCCCGCGCCAAGCAGGGACCGGGGCGGGGCCUUUCAUGGAUGAUGCGGAGGUGCCUGAGCUGCUGCCGGCGCCCACGCUAGCGGCAGUGGCGGAGCCGCCGCCGCCCGUUGCUGCUCCUGCCGCCGCCGCAGUAGCCCCCAUGAGCAACCAGCCGACCUUCCUGUUGGGCUCCUGGCUGGGGGACCUGCUGCCGCUGACAGCCUUCUUUCCCGCGACACCGCCCGUCCAGGAGGCCGCCCGCCCCGGUGGCUGCGGCGACUCGCUGCCCCCUAGCAGCCCCGCUGACGGCGACGCCAAAUCCACUCGAGCCACCCGCGGAAGCUCCUCCCUUGAACUAGCUCCUUCGCUGCCGCCGCUGCCGCCGCUGCCGCCGCCAGCCGCCUGUUCGGCGCCUGCAGCAGCUGCGAUGUACGGCGGCGGACCUGGCUUUGGGAUGGCAUCGGCAUGGUUUGGAGCGUACGGCAACGCCGGGGAGCCGCCCCAUGAGGAGGAUGAAGUCGAGUACGGCAUCAGGGGUGGUGCGGCUCAUGGCGUGCUGAAGGAGGCGGCUUGCGGCGGUGUGUUGUUGACCGGAGGCACGGCGCGUUCUACGGCGCUGGGCACAUCGCACGCGGCUGCUUUCGUGUUCGCGGAUGCUGAGGAGGAAUGCGACGGCGAGGGCGGUGGCGUUGAGGGGGCGGCAAGUGGUGGUCAAAAUGCGAUGCACCUUCGCUCGAAGAGCCUUGAGAGGCACACACUUGGCUGCCCACAGCGCUGCUCAUCCGACGGCAAACGUGCUGUGAAGGCCCGAGGAAAGGUCCAGAGGGCACCCCAGAGGGUGCGGCAGGAGGAGUUGGUUGAGGAGCAGGGCGAGCGAGCGAGUGCGAGCGCGGGAGCACCACUGCUGCCUCGCAUAUCCGAGGUGGCACCGGUGGUGCUGGCGGCGGCUGCGGUGAAGGAGGAGGCGGCACCUGUGCAUGCUGCCACCGCUCCUCUGGCUGUAUCCCGCGUGAUGGCAGCAUGCUGUGCGGACACCAGCCCAUGCUCUGGGGCGGCUGAGGUCGCCAUUGCCAUGGACGACGCCGGUAGCAGCCCGAGGAAUGUAUUGUUCACGGCAGUGUCUGGCGUUGAGUCCACCUCUGUGUGCCAACACCCUUCACUGCAUCAAUGCAGCAGCGCCGGCGGUGGUGUCGUUGUCGUGCAUGGUAGCAUCGAACGAGCCGUACGGAAGCACGGAUGCAGCAGUACGGCAGCCAGGCUUCCGUACGGUGGAUCUUCAACGGAUGUUGUCAGCAGCCACAGCGGCGGCAAUGAGAGCGGGCAGAUCCCGGACGUGGAAUCCAAUGCGGACGGGUCCUCCGAAGCUAGCUUCUGGUGUCCAUCCCCGGAUACUGCAGGGUCUAGCAGAAGCGCUGACCACAACGACGCCGCGAUUAACAGUCUGGAGCGGCCUUCCCCCCGGCUCCAUCUGGCUUCAAUUGAAUCCGGAUGCCGUACGCGUACCGGCAGAGCUGCCGUACGCCGGCUGUCCUGGGAUGCGCGAGAGCUGCUGCCGCUGCCGCCGCCGCACAUGCAGCAACACCAGCAACAUGAGCGUCUGCAUAAGCAGUAUCAUCAGCAGCAGCAGCAUCAGGAGCAGCAGCAGCAGCAACAUCACCACCAGCACUCGCAUGUGUUGGGUCCUCCACCUCGGGACUUGGGGGCGGCGGUGGGAGGGACUUCCAGCGGUUCCAGGCGCCCGCCCAGGCGCUGCUCCACCGUCGCUGACGUCCACAGCGCUGCCUGCAUGGUGAACAGCCCUGCCGCCGCAGUCGCCGCCGCUGCCGCCUUCUCGCUGCUCCCAUCAGCCGCGCCCAACUCCCUGCCGCGACUGGUCCGCACCCUGUCAGAUCCCUUUGAGUUCCUGCUGGCUAGUCGCGCGUCUGCGGCAGCAGCGGCUGCUGCGACGGCUGCUGCAGCGGCCGCCGCGGCGGCAGCAGCAGCGCACCAUCACAGCCCUCGGGGCGCUACCGGCACUCCAGGCGUCGGCAUCACCAUCCCCCACCGCCCUGGCCUCCUAGCUAGCAUCCAGGGCUCCACACCGCAACAGCCGCCUCAGCGGAUCCGCUCGCUCCCUCGCCCGGUACCGCAGGCCCGCCCCGGCGGCGGCUACUGCAGCCACCAUGUAACCGCAGCAAGUGAUCCGCCCUGCGGUGUGGCUGCAAUGGCACAGCAGGUAACGGCUGCAAAGGCUACCGGCGUACAUACCCCAAUUCGCUUCCCCACGCCAUCCCCACCCGAGUGGCCCCCCUGCUUCCUGCGGUCUGCAUCAUCGCCCAGUCGCGCAACCCUGCCGCCGCCGCCCGCCUCGGCGGCGGGCGACGCGCCGCCGCCGCCGCCGCCGCCGUCGCAGUCGCAUUCGGCUCAGCUCCCGAAGAUGCUGGGAUCGGGGCUGGCGUACCUGAAGGGCGCUCUGACUCAG
Astrephomene gubernaculifera is the source of this 5110-nucleotide messenger RNA. Lineage: Eukaryota; Viridiplantae; Chlorophyta; Chlorophyceae; Chlamydomonadales; Astrephomenaceae. The record is from the annotation of a GenBank genome assembly.